UUGGUGCCACCAUGUCGUGUAUGGAGCCCCUCUUCUCGUUGUGCGAAGACGAAGACAACGUAGAGAUGUCACCCAUCGCCACGUUUUCGCCUGACCAAUUCCUAAUGGAUUUCUCUACCGUCAUCCCCGUGCUGUGUAACGGGCAACCCGUGGAUUUCGUCCAAGAAGCCACAACCAGCAGUACGCUAUCCCCCGCCAGCGAUAGUUCGGAUGACUUCGAGAUGCCGACCGACGUCCUGGACGCUGCCGAGACACUCCAGCGAUGCGAGCCACUGACUGCCUUCGUUGACAAAGGGCCCGGAGUAACCACAGACCCUACAAUAGAUGAAGAGAUCCAUAGAGAAACAUUUUCAAGUCUUGUAAAGGACGAACUUAGACAGAAAAUAACCGAGAAGCGAAGAUCACGCGGGUUGCCAGAGUUUUUGACAGAAUAUAGACCGACCGUGAAAGAAGAGUUAACAGAAGAAGAAAAAGAGAAGCGAAGAAUCAGACGAGAACGAAACAGAAAAGCAGCCACGAAAUGCCGCCAAAAAAAGAGAGAAAUGGCCCAGAAAAUUAAAACUGAUGCUGGCGAACAAGAACGACGAAACAGUGAACUAAAACAAGAAAUUGAGAUUCUGCAAAGACAAAGACAAGUGCUGACGAAUAUUCUUAUGCAUCAUCAAGAAUCUGACACUACGUGUUAUCUUAGACCCAAAUUCAACCAGAAUACAUUGCCAUCACCCAUCGCCGCGGGGAGUAGCAUGCAGAGAUGGUCGCGCCCUAGUACGUAA
Molecule: messenger RNA, 773 nt
Organism: Saccoglossus kowalevskii
Lineage: Eukaryota; Metazoa; Hemichordata; Enteropneusta; Harrimaniidae
Biological process (GO): regulation of transcription by RNA polymerase II
Cellular component (GO): nucleus
Molecular function (GO): RNA polymerase II cis-regulatory region sequence-specific DNA binding; DNA-binding transcription factor activity, RNA polymerase II-specific
Source: RefSeq, a predicted model, not a curated record